GUGGCAUACCGUGUCGUCUGCUUUGAACGCUCUUCUACAAACCAUAAACUCAAAAAUUUCACCUCACCUUCAGAAUUUUACGAAUAAUUGUGUCGUAGUUCAACAUAUGUUUGUAAAAUUGUGUUUAGGUUAUUAAGCUUGAAAUUUCUAUAAUCGAGAGGAUGACUGAAAGUGUAGAGCAAAAGCUCAAGCACUUAAUGAGGAAGGCUUGGAGGGAACGUUGGACUGAUCUCAUGUGGGGGAUAUAUGUCAAAGAGGUAAUACCAGCAGGAACAACUGGAGAUACAUAUAAUCUAGCAGAAAGCAUUUUACAGCAGGCUUUGAUCGGACCAUCUCCAAAUUCCAAGUUGUUGUCAUAUCUACAGCAUUCAUUACAUGUUCAAAUUGUUUCCUAUAGUGCUGUUUUUGAAAAUAUCUGCCUUCAAGGUAGUAUCCAGAAAACCAGAUGCCUUUUGGAGUUACUACUUUUGGUGGAGCAAUCAAUAAAACAUAUUUCAUGUACUGGAUCUGGCGAUGGGCCUGCUGCUUUAGCUGCUUCUCUAUUGUCUUUGGAAACUUGGCUUUGGAGUCUUACAUCUGAUGGGCUCAAGAAACUAUUUGAUAAUAAUAGUGCAACCAAUGACUAUUCAGUCAUUUGCCAUUAUACUACAGGAUUACUGGGGACCUUGUAUGAAGAGAACUAUUUAAUAUCUCUUCUAUACAUUGCACGUUGCUGCACUAAUGAUCAGUUUUCAGCAACUCACCUUACAUCGCUUGUAAAUCAAACCGAGUCCAAUCUGAAAAACUUAACUACUAAUGGGAAUCCAUCAUCAGAAAAACUUGUGGAAUCCAUAGAAAAAGUCAUGAGGCAAUGUCGAUCAUUUGAAAAUGAUCUAUUCAAAGAAAAUGGUCCCGAAAAGCCCUUUUAUGAGAACUCAUUGUGCACAGACGUACACACAUUAAUAUCUUGGGAGGCGUUGCUUCGCCCCACGUCAGACGGUCUUGAGUUGACUCGACAGUUGGAAGUUCUACAGAAACUAAGAGGCUAUUCACCCACCCAGCUCUAUUGCGAAAUCCUCAGAGCUUGUUGCCUAGGACUAGCCGAAACUGCUGAUUCUCCUGGAGAGCUACGUUGGGCUGUAUUCACUUUCCUCAAGGCACCGUCAUUACUACUUCGACUUCAUCGAUCAAUUUUUGGAUUGGAUCCAAAUUCUCCUAUUGGGGAACCAAGUCCGGAAGUCGCGGGUGCGUUUGAGCGCCUUCUUUGCUAUCCUGGACUUUUAGAAACAACCGAUGCAAAAUGCCAUUGUAAUGUCGUCGAAGGUUUAUUAAAUGAAGUGAAAAUACGGACAUCUCUUUUAUCUGAAUGGCAUGUUACAAGCAUCCUCAGCAAAAGAGAAAGUCUAUCCCGCGGAGGUCUGAAGUUAGAGACCACUAACACACAAAUAGCUACUUUGGUUCUUCGUGCUGAGCCAACGGUGGCCAGUAUUCUGAAAACGUUGGAUACCGAUUACGCUAAAAAUCAGGACACGCUGUUAAAAGUUUUAUCUCAUUUGCUUUCGGGGCAAAGCUUCGAACUCAUACUGAACGCUGCAACUGGGACUGGUAAACUCCGAGCUUUUGCCACAAAACUGGUGCGAUUUAACGAAGCGAAUCGCCAACCUGCUGGUUCCGAUCCAAGUAAAACUGCAAAUGCAAGGGCUCUACUCUUUGACAUCUCAUUUCUAAUGCUCUGCCGUAUUACGCAAAUGUACGGCAUUGAGGUUAUACUGAGUGGUGAACAAGGAGGAGAGACUUUCUUUGAACAGUGGGCUUCAGAAUGGCUGAAACCUAAUCAGGCGCCUGAUUUGUCAUUAAGUCGCUGCGAUCCCAUGUUGACUGAUCAGUUAUUAAAAGCCUUGACUUCUGGAGAGAGUGACCUUAGAUCAGGGAGCGUUCGAUGGCACGAAGCUUGUUUCCACGUCCCUGCUGUAAUACGGGAAAUUUUGGGGGCUUACGAAUCACAAUUGGUUUCUGAUGAAGAAGUUGAAAGGAUUCUCGAUACUUUACGGACUCAAAUGUGCUGUCUGUCUGUUUGUGCUGCCGCUUGGCUUCGAUUUUACAUCCAAGUACAACCAGCAAAUCUGAAAAGUAAGCCCACGAGCAUGCUCGAUCAUUUGAUGACUUCCCUAAAUCUUGAUGACUCUAAAGAGCAUUAUAGAGAAAGGUCAGUAUUGAUGUUGCAGAUCAUUCGGCGUCUGGCACAAGACGACAAUCCCCUACAAAGCGUCUCUGAGAAUCAAGAUCAAAGUUUGGAUCAUCAGUUAACCAAAUUAUGGAAUAAGAUUUUAAAUCAUGGUUGGUCAGACCAUAGCACAACAGUGGGUAUUGAUCAACUAUUCAAAAUUGGUGGAGCAACAUGGUUGGUCACUUCUUUGGUCAAGGCAGUUAUUAAAGAGCAAUCUUCUGACAAAAGACAACGGUGCGUCGAAGGAGCGCUGUCAGUUGCACAUUUAGAUUUAGAAAGCUGUGCCAUUUCUUUAGCAACCAGAGUACUCCCAUUCCUUCUAACUCACUCCUCAAUGCUGGCCAGUGACGAAGAAACCGGUGGACCAGGCGGUAAAGCGUUAGCCCAGUUGACUGUCCUGCUGUUUACCGCUGCGUUGAAUAACCAGUUAGCCCCAGAAUCCGACUCAACCAGCCCUUCCAAAAAGUUGGGUUCAAAACGUUCGAUCGAUUGGGAUCUGAAUACGCCGGGCUUUCGAUAUCCCCCUUUGAAAAAGAUGGCUCUUCAUGAGGAGGAAUUUGACUUUAUGUUUGUAGCUCCUAAUAGCGCCCAUGAAAAUAAUCCACUCUCCAACGCAAUUGGAAAUUUAAUGCAAUUAAUGACCCGAGCCGCUGGUGAAGGCAUUAUUACUCCGCAGCUUGCGUUCAUUAGUUAUUUCAUUCAAACGAUGGCAGAAAUAACUUCAAUCAAAACCAAAGAAGUCAUGAGACCUCUUUUGACCUUAAUUCCUCCAGCUCUGGUGUUUUACAUGCUUGCCGUUUGGCCCGGGUUAAUGUCCAUUUCAGAUGUUGCCAAACUGUUGGCUCAUCCCGGCGAUGAAAUGGGUGUCGGAAAAAUCGCUGCGCAGAUCGUUUGUGCAUUCAAGAAUAUAAAUUAGUCCACAACAAGGACUAGAAAUGGAUAACAAUUUUCUGUUCAAAAAGUAUUCGCUGACCGACUUCAAAGUGACGAUACUCUUACAAUUUUGCUGGAAUAAUCACCUUCUGAGCAUUUCGCCUACUGUGAAAAUCUGAGAGAACGAAAAAUUCGCAUUAUCAAGAAAUUGUAAUUUUCAAUUUUUGUUCACAUCAGUUUUCGGAAUAAAAUGAAUUUUCAGUAAGAAA
This is a messenger RNA of Daphnia pulicaria, 3348 nucleotides long. It is a transcript of the gene MED24, whose product is annotated as mediator of RNA polymerase II transcription subunit 24-like. Bases 162 to 3122 code for a protein of 986 amino acids. The record is from RefSeq and is a predicted model, not a curated record. Lineage: Eukaryota; Metazoa; Arthropoda; Branchiopoda; Diplostraca; Daphniidae. The transcript has 15 exons. Gene Ontology annotation, molecular function: transcription coregulator activity. Gene Ontology annotation, cellular component: mediator complex.